UUAAUUGUUAUUCGUUAUUCACCUUUGAGAACGUUUGAAUUUCACAUUAAUCAAGUUCCAUUCAGAUUAAUCAUCAAUCGAAAAGUUGAUUAGUUAAUUUAUUUAGUUUAUUUUAUUCCUAUUUUCUAUUUUACGUAUUCCAAAAUGUUUCCAGUCACUUUACCAGAAUUUAUUGAACUUUUUUCAAAUCCAUCAGUGUUUUUCAUCGGGUUCAUCAUCUCUUGUAUCAUUUAUAAUGGUUGGAAGACAAGCUAUUGGUAUCGCAACGGUAUUCCAGGGCCGAAGCCCCUUCCUUUAGUUGGUAAUGUUCUAGACAUUAUGUUCAAAUCAAGUUUCGAGAAUGAAUUAGAUUAUGUUAAACGUUAUGGUAAAAUCGUUGGAGUUUAUCAUGGAACACAGCCUAAUUUAUUGAUUGCUGAUCCAGAGUUGAUUAAGCAAAUAACUGUCAAGGAAUUUAGCUCAUUCCCAGAGAGCUUCAGUUUCACUUAUAAAACUCCGGUUGAAGAAAAGUUCCUUAGUAAUCUUUAUGGAGAUGAAUGGAAAAGAGUUCGAUCCUUAUUAACACCAACGUUUACCACUGGGAAAUUGAAAAAAGUUUUCGAACUGAUCGCAAAUUGUACAAGAGAAUGUAUUGAUAAUCUCGACAAUAAUUCGAAAAUUUCUAAUAGCAAGACUUCAAUUAUCGAUUUGAAACAUUUUUGGGGUCGAUAUAAUAUGGAUGUUACCGCUCGAUGUUUUUUCGCUUUGGAUCUUAAAGUUUACUCCGAUAAUCCAGUUGCUCUUACGGCUCAGGCAAAGUUUCACAAAUUAUUUUCCAGCAACAAGUUCACCGCAUUGAUUAACAUGAUCGCCCCCGAAUGGUUUGUCAAAUUAACGCGAUCAGGAUUCUUCUCAGUUGAAGGAUUAACCUAUCUUUCUGAACUUACUCAGGCGAUUAUCUCUGUUCGUAAAUCUAAGUCAAUUGGACCGAAUGGAACUGAACAAAAGUUCAACGAUUUCCUACAAUUAUUAGUUGAAGCUGAAGAAGAGAACGAGGAAAAAGUUAAACUGGAAGAAGAUGAAGAUAUCGCUAGAAGUGAUAAUAAUAAUAUUGAAAGAAAACGAUUAACAAUCGAUGAGAUUGUUUCGUCCGCUGUUAUUUUUCUGAUUGCAGGAUAUGAAACAACUUCGACCUUGUUGACUUGGACUACAUAUGAACUCGCCCGAUAUCCAGAGGUACAAGAAAAGUUGUAUGAGGAAAUAGAUUCACUUGAUGAGAUCAAUUAUGAAACGAUAAACAAAUGCGUUUAUCUUGAGGCGGUGAUCAAUGAAUCCCUGCGAUUACACCCACCGGUCAUUCAGUUACCUCGAAAAUGUCAUUCUGAUUAUAUUAUACCUGGAACUGAUGGUGCGAUCCUACCCAAAGGAUCUAGAGCAUUUAUCUCAAUCUAUGCCAUUCAUCAUAACCCUGAAAAUUAUCCCGAACCUCAUAUAUUCAAACCUGAAAGAUUUUUACACGAAAAUCGUGAUUCAAUCAAACCCUUUACCUUUUUACCUUUCGGUGCAGGUCCACGUCUCUGUAUUGGAAUGAGAUUUGCCUUAAUCAACGCUAAAUUAGCACUGGUGAUGUUUCUCAAGAAUCACAAACUAAUUAACAAUCAAUUUACCACUAAAAAAAUCGAUUACACUUUCCAUACUGGAGUCUUGACAGCGAAAACAAUUAAUGUUGGAAUUGAAAGAAGACUCAAUUCAACGUGAAAUUUGAUCUUUUUUACUCCAUUUUUCUUAAAUCCAUGAUCACAAUUAAUUGUUAACAAGUCAAUUUACUCAAUUGUUAUUGUAUUUUCAAUUCUAAUUUAAUUAAUAAACAUUUAUACUUCA
Molecule: messenger RNA, 1860 nt
Organism: Panonychus citri (citrus red mite)
Lineage: Eukaryota; Metazoa; Arthropoda; Arachnida; Trombidiformes; Tetranychidae
Product: cytochrome P450 3A56-like
Exons: 3
Coding region: 145-1737 (530 amino acids)
Molecular function (GO): heme binding; monooxygenase activity; iron ion binding
Source: RefSeq, a predicted model, not a curated record